Messenger RNA from Melospiza melodia melodia, 1093 nucleotides. Its product is annotated as class II histocompatibility antigen, B-L beta chain-like. The record is from RefSeq and is a predicted model, not a curated record. The coding region runs from base 26 to 1093 and encodes 355 amino acids. Gene Ontology annotation, cellular component: membrane; MHC class II protein complex. Lineage: Eukaryota; Metazoa; Chordata; Aves; Passeriformes; Passerellidae. The transcript is spliced from 5 exons. Gene Ontology annotation, biological process: antigen processing and presentation; immune response.
UGGUUCGGGGCGGCGGUCGCUGGCCAUGGGGCUCGGGGCGGCAGCCGGGGCCCUGCUGGUGGCACUGGGGGUGCUGGGAGCCCCCCCGGGUGCGGGCGCGGAGCUCUCGGGGGUGUUCCAGUACAUGCUAAAGGCCGAGUGUUACUUCAUUAACGGCACGGAGAAUGUAAGGUUCGUGCAGAGGCAAAUCUACAACCGGGAGCAGUACGCGAUGUUCGACAGCGACGUGGGGCUGUGGGUGGGGUUCACCCCCUUUGGGGAGAUGAAUGCCAAGUACUGGAACAGCGACCCGGCCAUACUGGAGCACAAACGGGCUCAGGUGGACACGUACUGCCGGCACAACUACGAGGUGUCCCGCCCGUUCAUCACGGAGCGCCGAGUGCCCCCCAGCGUGUCCAUCUCGCUGGUGCCCGCCUCGAGCUCCCAGCCCGGCCCCGGCCGCCUGCUCUGCUCCGUGAUGGAUUUCUACCCCGCUGCCAUCCAGGUGAGGUGGUUCCAGGGCCAGCAGGAGCUGUCGGAGCACGUGGUGGCCACCGACGUGGUGGCCAACGGGGACUGGACCUACCAGCUGCUGGUGCUGCUGGAAACGCCGCCCCGGCGCGGGCUGAGCUACAGCUGCCAGGUGGAGCACGUCAGCCUGGAGCAGCCGCUGAGGCGGCACUGGGAGAUGCCGCCGGACGCCGGCCGCAGCAAGAUGCUGACGGGCAUCGGGGGCUUGGUCUUGGGCUCGGUCUUCGUGGCGCUGGGGCUCGGCUUCUACGUGCGCAAGAAGGUGAGGGCGGGUGCCGGGGGCGGCGUGGCCGCCGUGGCGGAGCCCCCGGAGCGGGACAAAGGGAUCCGAACAAAAAAUUCCAACGGUUCCCAGAACCGGGACCCCCCCAAAACCCCACCUUGGGCCCCCAAAAUCGGGGGCAGGGUCAGGGCCAGCAGCGGCAGCAGCCGGGGGAGGCUCCGCGCUCCGUCCGUGGCGCUCCGGGCACACCGGGCAGGGUCGGUGCUGCUCCCAGGAACGCGGAUCCGAACUGGGGGCACUGGGAACGGGGGAGCAGCACCCCAAAAAACGCUCAGCCAAUGGGAGAGCGGAGUUGAAUGA